Molecule: messenger RNA, 828 nt
Organism: Pipistrellus nathusii (Nathusius's pipistrelle)
Lineage: Eukaryota; Metazoa; Chordata; Mammalia; Chiroptera; Vespertilionidae
Source: the annotation of a GenBank genome assembly
AUGAGUCACUGCAGCAGCCGCGCCCUGACCCUGCUGAGCAGCGUGUUCGGGGCCUGCGGCCUGCUGCUGGUGGGCAUCGCGGUCAGCACCGACUACUGGCUCUACAUGGAGGAGGGCACGGUGCUGCCGCAGAACCAGACCACCGAGGUCAAGAUGGCCCUGCACGCCGGCCUCUGGCGCGUCUGCUUCUUCGCAGGUCGGGAGAAGGGUCGCUGCGUGGCCUCGGAAUAUUUCCUCGAACCCGAGAUCAACUUGGUGACGGAAAACACGGAGAAUAUUCUGAAGACCGUGCGCACAGCCACCCCCUUCCCCAUGGUCAGCCUCUUCCUCGUGUUCACCGCCUUCGUCAUCAGCAACAUCGGCCACAUCCGCCCCCAGAGGACCAUCCUGGCCUUCGUGUCUGGCAUCUUCUUCAUCCUAUCGGGCCUCUCCCUGGUGGUGGGCUUGGUCCUGUACAUCUCCAGCAUCAACGACGAGGUCAUGAACCGGCCCAGCAGCUCCGAGCAGUACUUCCACUACCGCUACGGCUGGUCCUUCGCCUUCGCCGCCUCCUCCUUCCUCCUCAAAGAGGGGGCCGGCGUGAUGUCCGUGUACCUGUUCACCAAGCGCUACGCGGAGGAGGAGAUGUACCGCCCGCACCCCGCCUUCUACCGGCCGCGCCUCAGCGACUGCUCCGACUACUCGGGCCAGUUCCUGCAGCCCGAGUCCUGGCGCCGCGGCCGCAGCCCCUCCGACAUCUCCAGCGACGUGUCCAUCCAGAUGACGCAGAACUACCCUCCGGCCAUCAAGUACCCGGACCACCUGCACAUCUCCACCUCGCCCUGCUGA